UGAGAGGUUUGACUCACCUGUGGAUAAUUUACGAGUGCUGAGUGUUUUCUUUGUUUUAAGAGAACGUUGUUUCCUACAGACAACCAGGAAUGUUUGCAAGAGUAUGGAAGGAAGCUGCACACUGAACAAAUGAUGCAAUAGAAUGGCAGAAAUAAAAUCUAUCUUUUCUGUAUCCGGCAGACGUUCAUCAGGGGAGAUCACUCAGGUUCACAAACCCACUAGUCAAAAGUCACCAUUGAGCGAAACUAGUCCCAUACAUAAGAAUGGGACUACAGAUGUUACUCACUUUUUUGGUAGCCUUCCAAACCCAACCAAUGUGUUGGAACAGUUGAAUCAUCAAGACGCUGCAGCUUACCAACGUGUUGGGUCGACCUUCCAGCAUGGUGGAUCAGUGUACCAGCGUAGUGUAUCUUGUUCCGUCCUUGAGAACACCAAGGGCUGGGCAACAGACACGAAAAUUACCAAGGAACAAACUGCGGUUUCCAGCUCACAGCAAGAACAAACACAAGUCACAGAUACCUCAAUGCAGGGGCAUUCACAAGUAAUUAACUCCUGCAUGCAGGGACAAACACAAAAUACGAAGUGUAGUUCACAAAGCCAAACACAAACAUCAUGUUCAUGUCCACCGAGUACGAACUGCAGUUUGCAAGGACAAACAGAUUCAUUAAAGAGAAAUGGCCUUCAGGAACAUUGUGAUUGCAAACCACAGACAAAUGAUGAUGUGAAAAGAACAACUAAAUCACAGCCCUGCCAUCAACAAAAUGUGACUUUUGAAACAGAUAUCAUAGAAAAAGAUGAAAAAGACUUAACAUUGAACCUUAACAAUGGCAGUAGUGAACCAGACACUGAUAAACCUGAAGGAAAAUUAACAUUAACCUUGAAUCAUUGUGAUAGUGUGUCGAGUAGUAUGAGUAAUACAUCGGAGGGGGAUAAAAUCCCUAAAAGUCCGGCUGGGGUUGAAGAACAGGUGUGUGGCAAGCCACCGCUACCUGGGGGCAAGGUCAAGACAAAGUCGACGGUCUCCGGGAAACAAUCAUGGCUGCUGAGAUUGUUUGAGUCAAAAUUGUUUGAUAUGUCUAUUGCUGUUUCUUAUUUGUUCAACUCAAAAGAGCCAGGUGUUCAAACCUACCUAGGUAAUCGUAUGUUCAGUUUUGAUGAGGCUGACGUGGACUUCUACUUGCCACAGAUUCUCAACAUGUACAUACACAUGCACGAUGUAGCUGAGGCCCUCCAUCCUUACAUCAUUCACAGGUGUCGAUACAACGUGGAAUUUUCACUGAGAACGGCCUGGAUCCUGGGAGCAUUUUCAGCAGAUGUAUUAAAACCUUCAUGGAAAAACGCUCAGGGUGUCAAACUAAAAAAUAUGAUACUUAACGAAGAAUUAAGGCCUCCAAAACCCCACAGUCAUAUUAAGACUCUGUCCGGCCUUCCUAGUCCAACUGUCCCCCCGAGCCAGCUGUACCCUUCGUCUACUCCAGCAUCGACAGGCAAACAGAAAACACAUCACCGCUCGCGAUCAGAUGCUACAGGUAUUUACAUGAAGAGUAGUCAGAGCAGUUCGACCUCUAGCCUUAUGGAAACUCCAGGCGACCUGUCUAGUGGCCAAGCCUUCCAAAAUGGCUGUACAUGUCAUCAAAGCUCCGAGGCUAUUGUCAACGACCUAACAGGCCGGGAGACCCUGUGUCAUUGCGGGGCACCUCGUUUGGCGCCAGAACUGGAGUUUGUGAAUGCAUUGAUGAACAUCGGAUCAAAGCUACAGAUGCUUCUCACCAAGGAAGCGCGAACUUCACGAUUAAUCGCAGAACUUGCCAUGUUGAAUCUGAACUUACCAGCGAGGAUCUGGCUUCCGUCAGCCGACAAUUGUAACCAUCAUAUUGUCCGAAUACCACACACCCAGGCCAUAGUGCUUAACUCAAAGGAAAAGGCUCCCUAUCUACUCUAUGUCGAGACACUAGAAGUUGAGAACGCCCAUACCUGCCAAGUCCCGGGCAAGAUCCUGGAGAAUACUCUACGAUUUACGCGGUCUGAGGAAGACUUAAGUGCUAUAUGUACGAGAGCUAACGGAGGCGGUAACUCCCCCUUUUCCGAGUUUUAUGUGUACGGGAAUAUGGGCGAGUUUGAUGAUGCCGAGUGCUGGUCACAGGAAGACGAUGACAUCCUUCAGAUGCAGUUUACAGGUCGGUACAGGUCCAGUGACACACUAUCACAGUUCUCUAUAGACAGUUCCACCAGUGCGGACAGCAAGGAGCCUGUAUACAUUGCUGCGGGGGAUAUACGGAGACGUCUUUCCGAAAACAUUUCUGCCCCGAAGGGCAAGUUUGAGCGCGACCCUGAUGAUCCUUCGGCAGCUGCACUUAAGGAGCCAUGGGAGGAAAAGGAGAGGAGGAUCCGGGAGAGUUCGCCGUACGGUCACUUACCUAACUGGAGGCUGCUGUCCGUCAUCAUCAAGUGUGGCGAUGACCUCCGACAGGAACUCCUAGUUUAUCAAGUUCUUAAACAGCUUAAGACAAUAUGGGAACAAGAGCAUGUGCCGUUAUGGGUCCUUCCGUAUCGCAUCCUGGUCACAGCCAUGGACUCGGGGAUGAUCCAGCCCAUCACUAAUGCAGUGUCCCUCCAUCAGAUCAAGAAGCAUGGCAAGGUGUCACUUCGAGACUACUUCAUCCGCGAGUUCGGUCCACCGAACAGCGAAGAGUUCCUGACUGCCCAGAAAAACUUUGUCCAGAGUUGUGCUGGCUAUUGUCUCCUGUGUUAUCUCAUACAGGUCAAAGAUAGACACAAUGGAAAUAUUCUGCUCGACUCCCACGGACACAUAAUUCACAUAGAUUUUGGGUUCAUCCUUUCAACGUCACCUGGAAAAAACCUUGGUUUUGAAAACUCACCGUUUAAACUCACUCAUGAAUUUGUGGAGGUGAUGGGAGGUCUUGGAAGUGAUAUGUUUGAAUACUUCAAGAUCCUCAUCCUCCAGGGCCUGGUGGCAUCUCGGAAACAUAUGGACAAGAUCAUCCUGCUGGUGGAGAUCAUGCAGACAGGCUCCCAGCUGCCAUGCUUCGGUAAAGGGGCGACUAGUCGGCAGAUGAAGGAGCGGUUUCACAUGAAUCUUACGGAGGAACAACUUCAGCUGUAUGUAGAGAAUCUGGUGGAAUCUAGUCUACACUCCCUCACCACAAAACUGUAUGAUAACUUUCAGUACUUCACCAAUGGUAUCCUUUAGAUCAGUCACCCUAUCAGGCCUGGAGGGAUGCAUACUAUACGACAGAACAGCCUUGUGUGGAGGGAGGCAUACUAUACGACAGAACAGCCUUGUGUGGAGGGAGGCAUACUAUACAACAGAACAGCUUAGUGUGGAAGGAGGCACACUAUACAACAGAACAGCCUCUGGUGGAGCAUCCUCUAGCUAGAGUAGCCUCCCUUAAAGAGAAUCAUCCUCCACUUAGACACUUAGAGAAAUAUACUCUCUACAACAAGAUAGUAUUAUACCCUCAACAACAAAAUAGUAUUUCUCACGAAGGGGGAUACUAUCCUUCGGAAAGAGGCGCAGAGGGGGAGGGGGCACCCUGUUCAACAGAACAGCAUCUGUUCAAGGGUGGCACCCUCCAUAACAGAACAGCAUGUUAUGAUAGAUAGGUGCUUUGUAUUGUUUGGUGCCCACAACAGUAUUCUAUAUGUUGUGUAGCUGAAAGAUAUUUCCGAGGAUUUCAUGGCGCCAAAAACUAAUAAAAACUAAACAUUAAUGUUUCAUUAUAUCAACAUUUCUUACACAUACCUAUACAUUUAUUACACAUUUAUUUCUGUAACUUCAUUUUGGAAGAUUAUAGGUGCAAACUUGUCAAAGUAAAUAAGAUCAGAUUCUGAAAAUUUGUAUCUGUUAACUGGAAAAAAUAGUUAUCUGAACUAUUAAAGUCUGCUUUACUGGCUAAUGUUUUUUACAUGGGCCAAUCUUUAGAUAUUUUCCUCUGCAUUUGUUGGGUAGCAAAGACGUGAUAUGGUGCUUUGGUAUUUGUUAACUAGUCUUAUCUUGUAUAUUGACAUAACACCAAGCCUUGCGACAGACCCUGAAGUCUGUGUAUAAAUAUAACCUUGAAUCAACAUCACAGGCCUUACACUUCGAUACAGUUUAAAAAAAAAAAAAAAAAAAGUCGGCUAAUGAAAGAUUUUAAGUGGAAGUUUUAAUGAUUUUAAAAAA
Messenger RNA from Mizuhopecten yessoensis (Yesso scallop), 4183 nucleotides. Its product is annotated as phosphatidylinositol 4-kinase beta-like. NCBI's taxonomy places the organism in Eukaryota, Metazoa, Mollusca, Bivalvia, Pectinida, Pectinidae. The record is from RefSeq and is a predicted model, not a curated record. Bases 143 to 3211 code for a protein of 1022 amino acids. Gene Ontology annotation, cellular component: cytoplasm; membrane. Gene Ontology annotation, biological process: phosphatidylinositol-mediated signaling; phosphatidylinositol phosphate biosynthetic process. Gene Ontology annotation, molecular function: 1-phosphatidylinositol 4-kinase activity. The transcript is spliced from 15 exons.